Sorghum bicolor (sorghum) is the source of this 3391-nucleotide messenger RNA. RefSeq lists its product as uncharacterized. The transcript is spliced from 2 exons. The record is from RefSeq and is a predicted model, not a curated record. Lineage: Eukaryota; Viridiplantae; Streptophyta; Magnoliopsida; Poales; Poaceae. Bases 1802 to 3004 code for a protein of 400 amino acids.
AGCUGCCUCUCUCCCGCAGCCCUAUCGCAUGCGCCGCAGUCUCUCCCGACCUUGACUCUCCAGCAGCCAGUGUAGCCAUUCGCGAGCAAGACGUAGGAGGAGGCGGAGGGCAGACGCAGGGGCUUCAUCGGCGGUGGGCAGAGUUGGGACACUGGGCGAGUCCUCUUCGAGACCAUGAGGCACCUCUUCCGCUCCAACGUCCUCAUCUCUGGGCUACUGGAGUAGUGCUCUAAGAUCGGUAUGUCUCUGCUCAUCAUAAUAUGUACAUAUACAUCAGUAAAUUGUGAGAUAAAGGCCUACUGGUUUACCUUGAUGAUGCAUUUUUGAUUCCUUGCCCUAUUUGAUCUAGUAAAGUCUAAUUACUAUUGUGUACCUUUUGUAAAUUGAUGCUAUUAGACUAUUCCUAGAUCCACGACUGCUCCUCAUCUGCUAUAGAAUAUAGUUAUGUAAUUAAUUUGUUCAAGUUUGGAUGGUAGCUGAACUCACGCAGCAUGAAUAUGGACAGGCCAAUAAACUAUGGUGGUUGCAGAGGCUUUUCAGUAGCUAGGUAGUACUUAGCCAUAGUUGCUCCAAUUCUUUGUCCCCAUUUUGACCUCAAUUUGUUGGAGUACCAAUCUGAUCUACAUUUUAAUUUAGUGCGAUGCCUACUGACCUACUUCAAUUGCUAGGCCUACAGUAGUUGUAUCUUGGAAUAUAAUUUCUAAAAGUAUUUCCUGAUCAGCACAAUGUCUAGAACUAUCUGUAACUUAAAAUAUUUUUUAAUAUGUCAAUCUGACAUAUGUCUAGAACUAUCUGUAACUUUCUUGCCAAGAGCUAGAUGAAAAACUGCAGGUUUUACCUUGGCCUAUGUUUAGUUAUCACCAUCUAUUUUGUAUGAAAUAUAUUACCAACAAUACAUAUAUUGCAUAAGAAAACACUUACAUGUAAAUAAAUCAUUGAGGACCCAUGUGUGUUGAUUUGAAGUGAUUAGACUGUAAGAGGAAAAUGUACAAAUACUAAAAGUGUUUCGUCAAAAACCCAUUCCACUAAUGUUAGUAGGUCACUCACUGCUCUGUAUGGUGACAUAUCUUUCAGGAAAUUUUAUUAUAAAUCUGACCCCCAGGCCCAAGCUGGGAUUUUGGUAGGUGGUAAUAGUUCCUACUUCCUAGUGGCCUUUUAAAUGUCAAGACCUAUUCCCUGGUUAUCCAGUUGUAAUCUUUUGUGUAGUUGAUCUGCCAAGAAAUCAAAUCCUUACAUCAAGUUUGUCCCUAGUACAAAAGCAAACACGCUCACAUGUGAAACCUAUCUACAAAAGUGAAAUUUAUUAGUGAAUCUCCAGUAAAUUACUAGCUCAGAAAUAGCAACCGGUGCAACUUCUCGCUGUAUCUAUGGCCUGAAGGAAGAUCAGGAUUGCUGCUACCCACCACCUGUCAUAGUUUGCAGCUUUAUACAAUAGUAAAUAUCAUUAGAACCUUACCAUGUAUCUUACUGACAAACCCUUCUAGUGAUAUCGUCCUUAGGUAUGGAGUAAUGCAGGCCUGUAACAUUCUCUGAUAGCACUGUUAGAAAUGUCAAUUGUAGUCAUAUAAGGGGCGUACGUGAGGUUAGUUGUGAUACGAGUUUGAUACGGUCAAGGCUAGAGUUCCUAAUUUGUGGGACUCUCCCUUCUAUAUAUUGUACACCCCGAUUGAGGUUGUUUCAAUCUACUAAAAAUAGAUUAACAUGCAGUCACCGCUCGCCUGAGUUUGGGCGUUGGUGCUUCCCUACGCGCCUCUGAUUUCUACAUGGUAUCCAGAGCCUAAAUCAAUCUAUCCCCAUCGCCAUGUCGAGCUCGAGCUCAUCAUCAUCAAAUCCCCACUCUGGCCUCAAGGUCCCAAAAAAGCUUGGGAAAAGCAACUACCCUCUAUGGAAGGCGUUCGUCCGAUCUGCUAUACGUGGCGCUCGUCUCCAGGGUCAUCUCUCCGGUGAUGCCAAGGCACCCAACAAAGAGAUCAUCACCACCGAAGAAGGCAAGGAGAAGGAAGGCAAAAAGAGAAGCCCCAAUCCAGCCUUUGAAGAGUGGGAAGUUCGUGAUCAGCAGGUUCUGAAUUUCUUGUUGUCCUCAAUCUCCAAAGAUGUGGCAACCCAAGUCGCCACACGAGAAACAGCAGGAGAUGUCUGGGCGGCGAUUGAAGAGAUGUUCGCCUCCCAAACCCGUGCACGCACGGUCCAUCUGCGCAUCGCGCUGGCCAAUACAAAGAAAGGAAAUUCCAACAUCACCGAUUACUUCAAUAAGAUGAAAGCGCUUGGUGAUGAGAUGAUUGCAGCUGGCCGCAAUCUUGAUGAUGAAGAACUGGUUGAGUAUAUACUCACAGGCCUUGGUGAAGACUACACCUCCCUGGUCACAGCCCUUACUGCUAGGGUUGAAAAGAUCUUAGUUGGGGAGUUAUACUCUCAACUCCUCAAUUUUGAGAAUCGUAUGGAUCUUACCUAUGGAGGUAGCGCUGGUUCAGCAAAUGCCGUCAACAGAGGACGUGGCGGCUUCUCAAGGGGAGGUGGCCGCACCCAAGGUAGUCAAGGAGGGCAGCAAGGUCGUGGCCGUGGUGGAUCUUCAUCACGCGGUCGCGGCAACUCCAAUUUUCCCAGAGGCGGUGGACGUGGCUCCUACAAUAGGAGCCGUACUUCUCCAAGUGAAGAAGAUGAUCGCCCCCUAUGCCAAGUUUGCUUCAAACUUGGACACACUGCAGAUAGGUGCUGGCACAGGUAUGACGAAGAUUACGUGCCAGAUCCCAAGCAUGUAGCCGCUGCAACAAAAUCCUACAGUGUUGACACCAAUUGGUACGCUGACACGGUCGCCACUGACCACAUCACGAGUGAUCUAGACAAGUUGGCCUUCAGAAACAAGUAUCAUGGAGGAGAUCAGAUCCAUACCGCUAACAGUACAGGUAUGAACAUUAGUCAUGUUGGUCAUGCUACUUUUCAUACCCCAUAUCGUGAUAUUCAUCUAAACAAUGUCUUACAUGUUCCACAAUCCCAAAAAAUUUAGUGUCUGUCCAUAAAUUAGCUUGUGAUAAUUCAGCCUUUCUAGAAUUUCACCCUGAUUUUUUGCCAUCAAGGAUCAGGCAAUGAAGAAAACAAUUCUAGAGGGAUGAUGCCACAAGGGUCUUUAUCCUCUUCCUGCUCCACCAAUAAAGCAAGCUCAUGGUGUGUCUCGAGUUCCAAUGUCCAGGUAGCAUAGUCGUCUAGGACACCCGUCAACUAGUAUUGUCAAACAUGUCAUUAGUCAUAAUAAGCUUCAUGUUUCCGUUGAGUCCUCAAAAGAGUCUGUGUGUGAUGCCUGUCAACAGGCCAAGAGUCAUCAAUUGCCUUAUAAAAAUUCAGAUAGUAUUUCUACUGCUCCAUUGGAGCAUGUUUUUUCUGAUGUCUGGGGCCC